AGCCCAUCUCGAGACCGAAACGCGGCCUGAGACCACGACUGAGCUGGAGAGGUUGACCUGGUCUCUACCUGUCAAAGUAUAAAUUGUCUUAUCAAGAAGAGGCAUUCCUCGUUGUGUCGCGGCUAUGCCUGCUCUCUCGGCAGAAGCUGAAAAGACUUUGCUUGACUAUGAGGCGACAGCGACCAGGGCUUCGCUAGACACACAAUUUGAAUUUGCGCUCGUCCUCCUCUCGCACAAGUCAUCUACGUUGCAUCAUGAGAAGGGACUCAAGCUAAUUCGACGUCUUUCUGAUGCAGCGUUUGCUCCUGCUCAGUAUAAACUUGCAUGCAUCCUCGCUCAGCCAAGCUCUCCCUUGCACAAACAGAACUUGCCUGAAUCGCAUGCAUUACUUGUUGAUGCAUCAAAGCGCGGCCAACAUGCAGACGCAUCUUUCCUGGCCGCACAUAAUCACCUCGCCGGUCAAGGAUGUUCCCAAGACCCGGGAAAGGCAGUUCAGUUUCUGAAACGCGCAGCAAUAGGUCAACACAUUGGCGCCAUGACAAUGCUUGGGCUCGCUUGCGUCAAGCAGGAGCAUGGACUGAAACACCAAGAAAAGGAAGGCGUCAAGUGGCUCAAACGUGCAGCAGAGGGGGCUACCUCACAUUUCAAUGAUGCGCCCUACCAGCUUGGAAUCUUGCAUGAGACUGGCUUCCUCGACUUGCUUCUACGAGACCACACAUUUGCCUUGCAAUGCUACGUACAAGCUGCUGACCUUGGCCAUCUACAAGCCGCAUUCAGACUAGCAGAGUGCUAUGAAUUUGGUCUUCUUGGGUGUCCAAUCGACCCUGGUCUUUCGAUCCACUACUACACGAUGGCAGCUUGUCCAGAAUUCUUGGAUCAUCAUGGUGCUGUCAUUGUGAAGGAUGGCUUACCACCAGCUUACCUGGCUCUCUGUGCAUGGUUAUUGGUUGGCUACCCUCCUCUGCUUGACAAGAAUGAGCAGGAAGCAUUUCUAUGGGCGCUUAAAGCGUCGCAAGCUGGCAGUGGCACGGGUCAUUAUUGCGUGGGCGUGUGCUAUCAAAAGGGGAUUGGCGUCAAAAGGUCACUCGACAAGGCAAUGACCUAUUAUCUCCUGGCCAAGCAGGCAGGUGAUGAGCGAGCAAUCAAGCGCUUGUCCAUGUUGCCCGCGCGCCAGUCAAGUCCCUUGAAAGAUGCUUUUGCGACUAGACGAGGAAGUUCCGAUCACGAUUCUGAGGGCGAGCAUAAAGAAAAACCAAAGGAAGAUUGUCUUAUGAUGUAGAGUGCAACCGUGCUUGUUCUCGAGAU
Molecule: messenger RNA, 1305 nt
Organism: Protomyces lactucae-debilis
Lineage: Eukaryota; Fungi; Ascomycota; Taphrinomycetes; Taphrinales; Protomycetaceae
Exons: 1
Coding region: 125-1279 (384 amino acids)
Molecular function (GO): protein binding
Source: RefSeq, a predicted model, not a curated record